AUUAGUUCUAAACACCCAGUGGCCAUAAGCCGUCACCCGCGACCACCGGCAGCCAUCUGUCACCUCAUUUCACCACCGGUUCUUGCUAACAAUCGCUUCCUGAGGUGGUCUUGCCUAGCUCCCGGUUGGGGCCUUUACAUCAGAUGCUCGGAUAUGUUCUCAAUUCUGUCGCCCUUGCCUCCGCUCUAGACUACUGCUGAAUUUCUGACAUUUCGAUCUACAAUCACUCAUCAGCGAAAAUGAGAAGUAGGCUGGCACAUAGGCACCAACUGAAGCAAUCAGGAGUUAAGGGCAUGUUCGGUAGGCUAUCAGUUGCCAUAAUUAUACUGGUCAUCUGUACUGUUUCACUUUUGUCCACUAUAAAGAGCACCAGCGGUCCAUUGCCUCAAUCUCAGAUUGACGUGGAUACACUCUGGGACACAGCUCCUUCUGGUGGGUGGAGACCGUCAUCUGAUCCAAGAUCUGAAUGGCCCCCUCCUCCAACAAAAACCAAUGGCUACUUGAGAGUUCGUUGUAAUGGUGGCCUUAAUCAGCAAAGAAGUGCGUCUGUUGCUGCCACUCUAGUAGUUGCCGGGGUGAACCUUUAAUCUGCUAAUGUACUACUAUCAUAUGCCGCCGCUGGAGACCUUCCUAUUGCUCAUUGUUGCUACCUACUAAUGCCAAGAUCUGUAAUGCUGUUCUGGCUGCUAGAAUCAUGAAUGCUACACUUGUGCUACCUGAACUCGAUGCAAACUCUUUCUGGCAUGAUGAUAGUGGCUUCCAUGGUGUAUAUGAUGUGGAGCAUUUCAUCAAGUCACUGAGAUAUGAUGUAAACAUUGUGGAAAGCAUUCCAGAGAUCCAUAAAAAUGGGAAGCCCAAGAAGAUAAAACCUUUUCAGAUACGGCCCCCAAGAGAUGCUCCUGUAAGUUGGUACACAACAGAAGCCUUAAAGAAGAUGAAAGAACAUGGUGCUAUUUAUCUUACUCCUUUCUCUCAUCGCCUGGCUGAAGAGAUAGACAACCCUGAGUACCAGCGGCUAAGGUGUAGAGUGAACUAUCAUGCCUUGAGAUUUAAGCCUCACAUCAUGGAGUUGAGUGAUGCAAUCGUGAAAAGGCUUCGAGCACAAGGUCACUUUAUGGCCAUACAUCUUCGUUUUGAGAUGGAUAUGCUGGCAUUUGCUGGCUGCUUUGAUAUAUUUACUCCAGCGGAACAAAAAAUUUUGAAGAAAUACCGCGAAGAAAAUUUUGCACCAAAGAAACUCGUAUAUGAUGAGAGAAGGGCAAUUGGAAAAUGCCCUCUAACUCCUGAAGAGGUGGGUCUUAUCUUGAGAGCAAUGGGUUUCGACAACUCUACCAGAAUAUACCUUGCGGCCGGCGAACUAUUCGGCGGAGACCGAUUUAUGAAGCCUUUCCGCGCACUGUUCCCACGCCUCGAAAACCAUAAUACUGUAGACUCGACUGGCGAGCUCGCCAAGAACACCAAUGGCCUUGUGGGCUCGGCAGUCGACUAUAUGGUUUGUCUGCUUGCCGACAUUUUCAUGCCGACAUAUGAUGGGCCCAGCAAUUUCGCGAAUAAUCUUCUCGGCCACCGACUCUACUAUGGUUUCCGAACGAACAUACGGCCGGACAGAAAAGCCCUUGCGCCUGUCUUUAUCGAACGCGAGAAGGGGCGUACAGCUGGCUUCGAAGACGCUGUGAGGCGCGUGAUGCAGAAGACGAAUUUCGGUGGGCCCCACAAGAGGGUCUCGCCCGAGUCGUUCUAUACGAAUUCUUGGCCAGAAUGCUUUUGCCAGAUGUCGGCCGCCAAUCCAGCUGAUGAAUGCCCGGAUAAAGUUGUUGAGAUCUUGGAGAGUCAGUUGAUGGCACAGAGAGUUGAUAAUUCAAAUGUCGAAUUUGGCGUAAUGGGCAGUAACUCUUUGCCAUUGCCAUCCAGACACCGGCUGCGAAGCUACUGUUACGAAGAGAAGGGAUUAGCUGCUACGAGUCUGACUGACCGAACCGAAGUGAGGGAAUUAGCUGUUAGUCAACAAGAUCAACCGACACUGUAUUUCUUUUAUGAGGAAAGCAAACCAGUAAGCAUUCGGGACCUUCUGCCGCGUCAAUGGCAGCUUUUAUCUUGGUUUGUGGAAAAGCUUCCACACAGUACUGAAGCUUGA
Molecule: messenger RNA, 2134 nt
Organism: Striga asiatica
Lineage: Eukaryota; Viridiplantae; Streptophyta; Magnoliopsida; Lamiales; Orobanchaceae
Source: the annotation of a GenBank genome assembly